UCACUUGGCCAUAUGAUUUACUGUUAUUGUCAUUUUGUUGUCAAUUGAAAGAUUACGAGUUUUCUUUUCUCGCUCUCUCUCUCUUUCUCUUUCUCUCUUUGUCAGAGGAGAAAAACUUUCCACCGGGGGCAAGCAUACUGUUCCACUCUUGAUGCGCACAGAAGACUUUCCAUAGAACAAUUGAUAAACUGAUAUUCUCUUGUGAUAUUAAUCUGACCUCCGAGCCGAUUAAUUUCAUCUCUUAUUCCCUCUUUCUCUGUGUUUGUGUCUAUUUGUCUCAAUUGUUGCUCUUUCGGCUGAUUCCCUAAAUUCAUUUGGUGACAUUUUCUGUGAAAAAGAAAAAUGAAUCUCAAUCAACACCAGUUAAUUUGUUUAUUCUUCAUUCAUUAUCUUAUCCAGGUUACCCCAUAAAUCUUAGGAUGGAAUGAGAAAACCAAGAGACGAUUAAUGGUUGUGUUCAUGAUGCUUUCUUCAUCUCUCUCACUCUCUGUGUAGUAAAUUAAGUUAAUUUAGAAUCAGAACAUUUUGUUUUUCUCGAAACAAAAUGUCGACUCAAUCAUCUUCAAGUAAGAAUAGUGGUCUAGAUGAUUCCCUUUAUUAUCCAUCUCCUUCUUUGGUGACCAUGGCGAUGAACGAUGAACCCAUGAAAAGCUUUUGUGCCCCUUAUUCUGGUAAAAUUUGCGAAAAAUAUUUAAAAGGUCGUUUUGUUUACUCAAAUUACACUACCGAUGAAAGCGGAUCUCUAAUUUAUCUGAAUGAACAAAUCACCACAAGCCUUUGGUCUGAAAUGGUUUCGCCGCUGAUGGAACCAUGUAAAGGUGCGGCUGAGGUAUUACUUUGUAAUUAUGCUUUCCCUUCAUGUGAUUAUGGUGUUUUACCUGUGAUACCUAAGCCACUUUGCCGUGAAGAUUGUGUGGCCGUUAAGGAGCUUUUCUGUUAUAAUCAAUGGGCACUUAUUGAAGAUAAUAAACAACGUGGAGUUUAUUUUAAGGCUCGAGGACAUUUUCGAUUACCUGAUUGUGAUCUAUUACCAAGCCAUGAGAACAAAACUAAUCCUGAUUGCUCAAUUUCCCAUCUUACCCAAAUUAAACCGGAAGAGGUUACAUAUGAUUGUAUUAAGGGUCGAGGUCGAUUUUAUCAGGGUAAUGUGGAUAGGACCAAAACGGGUAUUCCAUGUCAACGGUGGGACUCACAGGAACCUCAUAAUCACAAUCGACCUCCGCCCAUUUUUCCCGAGAUUUUGAACUCGGAAAAUCAUUGUCGCAACGCCGGCGGGGAAGAACCUCAACCCUGGUGUUACACCAUCGAUCCAAGGGUACGGUGGGAACAUUGUAACAUACCUGUUUGCAAAAAUACGACUAAUUUUCAAUUGAUCAAUUCCAAUCCAUAUUCGAACACUUCUUUCCAAAAUUUUGCCAAUUCAACAUUUCUAUUAUUAGUUAGCUCUGCCGCCUUAAUUGCACUCAUUUUGUUAAUGGUAAUUGCUGCUAUUUGCUACCGAAUAGUUAAAUAUCGUCGUCGUGGAUACAAUUCAAAUCUAACCGAUAAUGUAGAGAUCGAUUUAUACAAAUUACCGUCAAAUUUUGCUUACCAUUGUACGACAGUUAAGUUAAACCCGAAAUUAGAAGCUCUUGAAUAUCCAAGAAAUGAUAUAAUCUACAUAAAAGAUAUUGGCCAAGGAGCUUUCGGUCGAGUCUUCCAAGCUAAAGUUCCAGGGAUAAUCAAAGGUGAAGAGUUUACUAUGGUCGCUGUGAAGAUGUUGAAAGAAGACGCAUCGGAAGAUGUCCAAAGUGACUUCGAACGUGAAGCCUGUGUAAUGGCUGAAUUUGAUCAUCCAAAUAUCGUCAAACUCUUGGGUGUUUGUGCCAUAGGUAAACCAAUGUGUCUACUAUUCGAGUAUCUUGGUAAAGGUGAUCUGAACAAAUUUCUACGAUCACAUUCACCAUCAAAUUAUAUUAUUCGUGGACCCGAAAUCGGUUCAUAUCAAGAUCCAUUACGUUUAUCACCUCUUGAUUUGGUAAACAUAAGUGCCCAAAUUGCCUGUGGAAUGGUUUACCUUUCAGAUCGUAAAUUUGUCCAUCGUGAUCUGGCCACUCGAAAUUGUCUAGUCAAUGAGAAUAUGAUUGUUAAAAUUGCCGAUUUUGGUUUAUCACAGAAAAUUCACUCAAACAAUUAUUAUAAAGGAAACGAUGAAGAUGCAAUGCCAAUCAGAUGGAUGCCAAUCGAAUCAAUAAUGUUCAACAAAUUUACCAUUGAAUCGGAUGUUUGGGCUUUCGGAAUAGUUUUAUGGGAAAUUUUCUCCUUCGCCUUACAACCAUAUUAUGGAAUGAACCAUGAAGAAGUGGUCACAUUUAUCAUGGAUGGAAAUAUACUCUCACCACCGGAAAACAUUCCAACUUCAGUUUAUUCACUGAUGAAAAUCUGUUGGAACAAGAAACCAAAUCAUCGGCCAACAUUUAAAAUAAUCUACCGGACACUUUGUGCGAUCUCAGAAGAGAUAAUUCGAAACAAUAAUUUCGAUAAAUUGACAAAAGCGAAUCAAAUUUCCCACCAAAAGUUUAUUCCACCUCCCAUAACAUAAGAAUCUCAUCCAAUAAGAAUGAACCUUGAUGACGAUGCACAAGUAACUUCCGUUUCCAUGGCGAUGAAAACGGAAAUCGUUUUCUGGUUUUCUCAUCUUUUGCUAAACAUUUUGUUCCUUUGUCAGUAGCUUUUCUGCUCUUUACUUUCUUCUUAUCUUCCUCUUUUUCUCUUCUUCUUCUUCCUUCUAUCUCCAUCUCUGUGCCAUUCCUCUUUUAUUUCUUCUCCCUUUUCGGUGACUCUCUCUCACUCACUCUCUCUAUCGGUGUCUCUCUCUCACUCGUUUUGGGCCUUUUUCACUGUGUCUUUUCUCCAUCUUCUCCUUUUUUUUUUAAA
Messenger RNA from Panonychus citri (citrus red mite), 2916 nucleotides. RefSeq names its product tyrosine-protein kinase transmembrane receptor Ror2-like. Gene Ontology annotation, molecular function: transmembrane receptor protein tyrosine kinase activity; ATP binding; protein binding. Gene Ontology annotation, biological process: multicellular organism development; protein phosphorylation; cell surface receptor protein tyrosine kinase signaling pathway. The transcript has 3 exons. The coding region runs from base 545 to 2581 and encodes 678 amino acids. NCBI's taxonomy places the organism in Eukaryota, Metazoa, Arthropoda, Arachnida, Trombidiformes, Tetranychidae. Gene Ontology annotation, cellular component: signaling receptor complex. The record is from RefSeq and is a predicted model, not a curated record.